AGCCGCGUCGAAUGGUGUAUGUAUCGUCUUUCUACGAUGAAAAAAAAAUUAGAUACGUCAUAGAAUUUUUUCCAGUUUUUUUACAAUUUACUUGACCAAUUGCUGUAACUAGUCAAAAAAUCGCAACUUUCGAAAAUAAAAUAGAUACGACCACACUACUAGUAUGUUAAAAAGUUACAGCACUCUUUUCCUGAGUCGAACAUUGAUUUUAAGGAGAUACAGCAUUUCAGCCGCCCUAAAAUCUUACGAUGUCGAACAUACAGCAAAUGCGCCGACCUGACGUGAGUACUUAUAAAAUAGUUACUGCAUUUCAAACGUAUCAUCUAAUAGCGAAAAUCUUACUAACAUCAUUAGAAUAGAGUUUUGUUUUGUGUACAGCAAGGAAUACGUCGCUCUAGCAAAACAAACCCCCUCCACCCGCUGCGUCAUACGCCAUUCUGAUCGCGCGGCAGUUGUGCGUUAGCGCCGAUAGUGAGAACGCGGAAUUGUACAUUCUUAAAAUAUUAUUUUAAAACAUUUUUAUUUGUGGUUUACGUGCUUAGAGAUAAUAAAUGGCAAACUUCAGGAGUACAGGUACGUAAUAGAACAAUUAAAUUAACCUUUUUUUAGUGAAAUGUGUUGAAAGUCUGUUUAUUUUAGGAUACUUAUUACCUAACAACAAUGGUAUGAGUAUAAUAAAUGCUAGGAUAGUAGCAAAUAAGUAAAGGACACUAAAAACAUACCUACUUUUUCGUCAUAGGCAGCUUUAUUGUUGAGUUUAUUAGUAUACGAGUAAGUUCAGAAUUUGUCGAAUAAGCAGCUAGUAAACAAACUGAGUUAUGUUUUUAACCCCCAAUCCCGAUGAGUUAUUUAAGUAGGUAGGUAAUUUAAAGUAGGUGAGUAACAGGUAGUCGCUGACUUAUUCGUUAAUUAAAAGGUUAUCUAUUACUAGGUUAUUUUUCUUUUUUUUAGAUAUCUAUUGACCGGUGCAGUGUUGAAGGAUUACGUCACAUUAUAAGAACCGAAAUACGAGUACCUACUCAGAGAAAAGAUGGAACGUCAACGAUGGAAGGAACAAUUAAAGCAUAAAUUAUUAAUAGAUAAAGAGCAACCAAAAAAGCGAAAGAUUGAGAUUUUGGAAGAUGUUUUGUACAAAAAAGAUGGAACGAAAAUAAAAGUGGUCGAGAAGAAAAUAUUGCCUAACCACUCAUCGCUUCCAACAACUCCUCACCAGCCUAAAGUAGCUACAAUAGAUGUUAAAGACCUUACCCCCACCUUUCGCGACCCUGAAUGUUACAUGUCUGAAACAAGGAAAAUUAUUGAAAAUAAUGAUAUGUCUUCAGUUUCACAAAAUCCUUGCACGUCUUUAAAUGACUUAUUCCAGGAGUUUCCUUUGAUUUCAUCAGACGGUGAAACUGAUUCAAAUAUUAUUAACAACAACUUAUCUAGCACUAUUCAAGAUGCAAGCCACAUAAUUAAUAAAAUUCUAGUGACUGCUGAUUCCGAAGAAUAUUCGGUACCAAACAAUGUCAAAACAGAAGAAUCCUGGCCGGCGACCCAUCAAAAUUCUUUCAACGCAGAUGAAGUCCCUGAAAUGAAAGUAUACUUACCUGUUUGCAACCCCAUUAGUCCUAGCGCCACAGAAAGCCUUUCUAUUGUGGAGACAUGUUUACCUGUAACCGAUCAGAAGAAUCCCAGCUUCGCUGAAGUAUGCCCUGAAAUAGAAGAGUGUUCAACAGGUACUGAUCUGAAAUCUCCUAGCACAACUCCUGAUAAUCCUCCUGUAAAAGAAUAUUUAGUUAGAACAGAUACACACAUUUCUUCCGCCUCUGAAGAAUCAAUGGAAAAUAAAGAUUGCCUACCUGUGAUAAUGAAAAAGUGUCCAAACACCGCUAAAGUUACGCCUGAUGCUGCAAAUGCAAAAGUUACUCCAAUUCCAAAAGAUACUGAAGCAAGUACUAGUAAUGAUACUCAAGAAUAUAUUUCUCCUGAAAAAAAACGCAUGAGUAGAUGUCUACCAAGGAAUUGUAAAAAGAAAUUAAAUUUUGAUAUUAUCAACUGCAAACCUUAUCUUGAUUUUAUUGAAGAAGAUGAUGCUACCACCUUAUUGCUUAAUGAGGCAUUCCCGUCAGAAGCAUCCAGCUGUUCAUUCAGUGAUAACGAGUCAUCCGAUGAUUCAGCAUCCAGCAAAACUAAAAAAAAUAAGACCAAGAAAAAACAGGGCAAGGUACUGAAAAAGAAACAGAAAAAAGUUAAUAUGAAACAAACGAGUAAGUCAAAUGAACACAAUACAGAUCGGGAAUUGCAAGUAGAAGAAAACGUUUUAAUACCAAAACCUAAACCAAAGAAAUCUGCUAAAAAAGAAAAUAAAAUUAAAAGAGCUCACGGUCAGACUUACACUACCCAACAAGGAGAUGAAGUUGCAUCUAAAUGCAUGAAAACUAAUCCCUGCAAAUAAGUAGCUUGUAAACGAAACUGUGGAGAUAUACCCGAUACAAGACGUCAACAGUUAUUUAAUUUUUAUUGGAAUCUUGGCAGUUCUCAACGCCAAAGAGACUGGAUAUCUAAAUGCGCUAUAAAAAAGAAUGUUGGCCAACAUACAACAGAUAAGGGUGAUUCAUCCAGAAGAAGUGUUACAUAUGAUUAUUAUAUAAAUGAAGGAGAUGAAAGGAGACAAGUGUGUCAAAAAUU
This is a messenger RNA of Ostrinia nubilalis (European corn borer), 2670 nucleotides long. RefSeq lists its product as uncharacterized. The record is from RefSeq and is a predicted model, not a curated record. The coding region runs from base 1031 to 2437 and encodes 468 amino acids. NCBI's taxonomy places the organism in Eukaryota, Metazoa, Arthropoda, Insecta, Lepidoptera, Crambidae. The transcript is spliced from 2 exons.